Molecule: messenger RNA, 642 nt
Organism: Mizuhopecten yessoensis (Yesso scallop)
Lineage: Eukaryota; Metazoa; Mollusca; Bivalvia; Pectinida; Pectinidae
Product: killer cell lectin-like receptor subfamily B member 1A
Exons: 3
Coding region: 25-627 (200 amino acids)
Source: RefSeq, a predicted model, not a curated record
UACAAAGACUGAAAUUGUGGAACGAUGAAGGGGUGUUUAGUUUUCGCUAGUUUGAUAUUGAUAUCGAAUUAUGGUCAGGUAUUUUCAGACGACAAUGAUUCAGUGGAGAAGGUAGAGGAGCAAAGUUUAACCAGUGCACUUGUCAAUCUUUUAAACGGGACUUAUUACAAUCUUAACGAGAAAGUAUGUCAAUUGGAAAGGAAAGUCGAUGCGAUCGAAAGAGUCGCAGAUCCUGACCAUCAGUGUGAGUGUAACGAAACGGAAAUUAACGACUUUAAACGAUCAGUAUCGGAUGAACUUCAUACCUUUUCAAAGAUCCUGUCCGGGUUUGAAAAUCAAAUGCGCAUUUUGCAAAAGGAGCAGGCACAGCUACGUGAGUUGCUCGGUGGAGGAAACAGCAAUGAAGGGGCAUCUACUACUACGACUACGCCCGGCCCACGUGACUGUGACCAAGGCUGGUUCUCUUCUUCGGAAAAGUGUUACUAUGUGUCCACAACGUCCGAGCAAACCAAUUGGAGUAUGGCUAUCUCGCGCUGUACUGCCAAGGGGGCAAAAUUGGUUGAGAUUCAAACAGACAAGGAAGCCUCAUUCAUUAUGAGAAACCUGCCGAGUCGUGUUGGUGAGUAACGUUGAUAUCAUUGC